Messenger RNA from Penicillium brasilianum, 4507 nucleotides. The record is from the annotation of a GenBank genome assembly. Lineage: Eukaryota; Fungi; Ascomycota; Eurotiomycetes; Eurotiales; Aspergillaceae.
GGAUUGUGUGGCGGGCUCCGGCCGAGGUGAGAUGGAUUUAUGGACAAGUAUCCCCAUUUUCUUUGGAAAAAGCUUUGAUUUGAGGUAUGCCAGAGGAGUUCUUUGAAAAUGAGAUUGGGCGGACGAUCCAAAUUCGCCGAUCAAGGCUUGUUGCCGCUGAUCGUCGUGCUAAUCAUUACAAUAACCUUCUGGGUCCCAGUGCGGGCCGACCAUAGCCACGUUCAUCAUCGGCAUCUUCACCACAAGCGUGACAAUCAUAAGAACACAACCGAUGAUAAUGAUGCAUUGACACUGGUGAGAAAUGCGCUUGCGGUCCUCAGUGAAGUCAACAAACAUCGAACCGAAAACCCAAAUUUCAACCAGAAUACCUUUUCCGAGUAUCGCAAUGGAACAAGAGAGCCCGCGCAGCCUUUGGACUACAGCUCUGGGGCUGCAAAGACCGCCAGUCUUCAGGCGAGAGAUAGUUCUUCCAACCAAACGAGCGGAAAUCGUCCCUAUCUAAUCCCACCGGAGCUAGCGAAGGCGGCUCGCAUUGUCGCUGAAUCUACCGUCAACAAACCGACGGGGGAUCAGCCCCAAAUUGCUGCAGGAAUCAGAGAGAAAUACGGCAACGGCCGAAGGCAUACAAACACUCCUCCACAAGCUUUGGUCAGGUCGAAUGGUUUAUACGACUAUCUGGCAUUUGGAAGUGGCGGCGAAACUAGCGACAUAUACGACAACAAGACCAUCCAGACGAAAGUAAACAAGCGAGACGGCGCGUCCGAGUAUUGGAUGGCUAUGAUCAAUCAGAAUGGUCAAAGUCCGUUUGCACCAAGUGGCUACAAGGUCUGGAGAAAUGUGCGAGACUACGGUGCUGUUGGGGAUGGAGUCACAGAUGAUACAGAGGCCAUCAAUCGGGCUAUUUCAGAUGGAGGAAGAUGUGGUGUCAACUGUGGUUCCAGCACUAUCUAUCCCGCCACAGUUUGGUUCCCUGGGGGCACGUACCUUGUCAGCUCACCAAUAAUCCAAUACUACAAUACGGAGUUUCUGGGAGAUCCUCUCAAUGUGCCAACCAUCCUUGCAGCCUCUAGCUUCGUCGGGUUGGGUGUUAUAACAUCCGAUGUCUACGUUAGCGAUGACGGGGAAUGGUAUGUCAAUCAGAACAACUUCUUGAGGAGCGUCCGGAAUUUCAAGAUCGACAUUCGCCCGACAGACCCUUCAGCCUAUAUUUGCGCCAUUCACUGGCAAGUUGCUCAAGGAACCUCCCUCGAGAAUAUUGAAUUUUACAUGCUUUAUAACUCCGAUGUUCCUAGCAACACGCAACAAGGAAUUUAUAUGGAGAAUGGCUCCGGUGGCUUCCUUGCAGACCUCACUUUCGUGGGAGGCAACUUUGGUGCCUAUUUUGGGAAUCAGCAGUUCACUUCAAGUCAGCUCGUCUUUGUUCGGUGCAAUACAGCUCUUCAGGUUCACUGGGACUGGGCAUGGACUAUGCAGGACUAUGUUAUUGAGUCGUGUACAAACGGGUUGACUAUCAUUGGAGGAGCUGGUGGCUCCGGUAGUACCGGACAAGGUGUUGGCUCUCUGGUCCUGGCCGAUGCUAUUAUUGCAAAUACACCCAAUGGCAUUAUAACGUCUCUCUACGCCGAGAAUUCAACAUCUCUCUUCCUGAAAAAUGUGGGAUUCUUCAAUGUCAAAACCGCCAUCAUAGACUCUGUCAGAGAACAAGUCCUCCUGGAGGGAGGAAAUGAAGUCCUCAAAGAUGCCUGGGGCUUUGGUAUGGUCACUGAUGCGGGGGGCCAGGGAUCCUUUGUCUCUGGCCAAGACAUCAUUACAGGGAACAUGGAUGACCCAAUGCUGGGAGCUCAAGCUUAUGUCAAGUCCAAUCUCUUUACACGUCGCCGACCUCAAUACGAAACUAUCAAGGCAGGCGACAUCGUCAAUGUCAAAGACUUUGGCGCAAAGGGUGAUGGAACUACUUAUGACACAGUGGUACUCAAUAACAUCCUCUCCUAUGCCGCCAACCUUUCUUCAGUUGUGUACUUCCCUUUCGGUGUUUACAAAAUUCACGAUACGCUGAGAGUCCCGGUCGGCUCGCGUAUCAUCGGGCAGGCUUGGUCACAGAUCAUGGCGACUGGCGAGCAAUUUAGCGAUGUUGAGAAUCCCCACGUAGCUGUUCAGGUGGGAGCCAAAGGCGAUAUUGGCAUAGUUGAGAUUCAGGAUAUGCUUUUCACUGUUUCUGGACCUACGGCUGGUGUUGUUCUCGUGGAAUGGAACGUUGAGCAGUCCGUCAAAGGAUCUGCUGCAAUGUGGGACUCUCAUAUUCGCAUUGGCGGAGCCAUCGGGUCCCAGCUGCAAAAGACCCAAUGCCCAAAACAGUCAGGCAAGGUCAACCCUGACUGUAUUGCUGCCUCUCUCCUUCUUCAUCUAACACCCUCAUCAACGGCGUACAUGGAGAACAUAUGGGUCUGGGUCGCAGAUCACGAUCUGGACGUGAGCACGCAGGACCAAAUUGAUGUCUACGCAGCCCGUGGUAUCCUGAUUGAGAGUCAACUCGCAUGGCUGUAUGGUACUACCUCAGAGCAUUCCACCCUUUAUCAGUACCAAAUUUCCGGUGCGAGGAGGAUUGUCAUGGGAAUGAUCCAAACAGAGUCGCCGUACUACCAGCCUGUUCCUCUGGCCCCUGCUCCAUUUACACCAGGAAAAUUCCCUCAUGAUCCCACAUUCACUAACUGUGAUUCGGACCCUAUCUCAUGUGCUGUCUCCUGGGCCCUCCGUAUUGUUGAUUCCUCCAGUAUCUGGAUACUGGGCAGUGGUCUCUACAGCUGGUACUCAGACUACUCACAGACGUGUCUCAACACCAACAGCUGCCAGCAGAGGGCCUUCGAAAUCGAGCAAAGUGUUGAUCUUUGGAUUUAUAACCUAUGUACCAGAGCAAUCGUGGAAAUGGUCACUCCUUUCCAAGGUGUCCCCACUUAUGCCAAGGAUAAUAUCAAUGGUCUCCUUUCAUCAAUCCUCGUUUGGAUUGGUGGAGUAGAUACGACUAUUGGCGAACGGAAGUUCCCUGGCUGGUCCAUGUACACAUCUGACAGUCUCGAAAAUCUUGAUCUUCCGGAUUCUUGCAAGACAUCGCUGGUCGCAACGAUCAAAUGUGACUCUUUUGCACAAAGCAUGAUGUCCCGCUCUUGGCAUGGAUCUCUCGGCAACGACACCCUGACCGAACUUUUAUGCGAUGCUAGCUGUGGCGAAAGCUUAAAUGAAUGGUUCACAUUGGUACAACACAACUGUGCCGGGUACAAAAUAAAUGGCUCUCCCCCAGAGUUAUAUGGUGGUCGGGUGUGGGCUGGAUACAACGAAACGUGUAUCAAGGACUCAGGCUCGGACAAAUACUGCAACGCUAUAAUCGAUAGCUUUACUCUGGUUCAAAGCACCGAGGAAAUGCCCGAAAGCGAGAUUUGUUCCUACUGCUACACGACCCGUCUUCAAAUGAUGCAACGAACACCCUAUUCCAUGUAUGAUGACUAUUAUCAGGGAGUCUUGGAAACUAUCAACAAACGCUGUGGCCUCUCUGGACCGACCGACAUUCUCGAGAUCCCUUGGGCCACGAUCGACGAAGAAUCAGACUUCUGCCUUUCGGAGAAUUUAUACACAACGGUGACCGGUGACAGUUGUACCUCCAUCGCAGAAGCCAACAGUAUCUCCUCUGCGUCGCUAUACAUGGGCAAUCAGAAGCAAAUUCUGAGUUGCGGCUCAAUGAGAGCGGGCCUCAAACUGUGCCUCCCCCCAACAUGCGAAGCCACAUACUCCCUCGAACCGUCGGAUAACUGCACAGCAAUUGAAACAGCCUUUUCACUUUCGAAUGGAGAUCUUCGUAAAUAUAACCCAUGGAUAUCGUUCGACUGUGACAACUUGCAGGUUGCGAGCAAAAUCUACGGCAAGAAUCUUUGUUUAUCACCGCCCGGCGGUACGCACACAAAUUCAACCGCUGGUACAGGGUCAACUACUCCUGCAAAGGCAAACGGAUAUGUCUAUAACUAUAUUGCACCGCCAGCAAACGCCUCCUUGGCUGAGGGUACAACCCAGAAUUGUGGCCGCUGGCAUGAGGCUGCGGCCAAUGAGACCUGUGUUGGGAUUUGUGGACUGGAGAGCAUCACGCAUGCUUUGUUCGUCAUGGUCAACCCAUCUUUGGAUAGUGCUCAUUGCUCAGAGAGCUUACAGAUCGGGAAGACAUACUGCGCGGGCCCAAUGUAUACGUGGAAUGAUACAAGCACUGAUACUGGUAGUGGCGCUAGUGCAUCAGCUUCUGGCUCCUUUGCCUCCGAGUGAGUUGAAGCUGCACUCGCGUGCGCAAGAGCAAAUGUUAUCGACCUGUUAUCUUCAUUUUCAGAAUUAUUCUAUCAUUAUUCAAUGGCAAUGCGUCAAGAUUCGUGUGUAGAGUCAUAAGCCGCUCGUGCAUAUAAGAAGGGCGCCUCCAGUGUUAUUGCGCGCUGCUUUAGCCGACUGCGUAUUCUUGAACCGAAUAAGAUAGCCG